This is a messenger RNA of Tuber melanosporum (Perigord truffle), 156 nucleotides long. RefSeq lists its product as uncharacterized. Lineage: Eukaryota; Fungi; Ascomycota; Pezizomycetes; Pezizales; Tuberaceae. The transcript has 2 exons. The record is from RefSeq and is a predicted model, not a curated record. The coding region runs from base 1 to 156 and encodes 51 amino acids.
AUGUUUGUACCCAAGGCUGGGAGUCUAGGAGAGCUGCGGAUGGGCGUAAAGGUAUUCUCGAAACUCGAUUUUUGGUCUGGAUUUCACCAGCAUCGGAUGGCAUCUCAGGAUAUCGAGAAGACGGCCUUCGUUGGCCCUGAUUCACUCUACGAAUAG